Messenger RNA from Erpetoichthys calabaricus (reedfish), 1632 nucleotides. RefSeq lists its product as uncharacterized. Bases 10 to 690 code for a protein of 226 amino acids. Lineage: Eukaryota; Metazoa; Chordata; Cladistia; Polypteriformes; Polypteridae. The transcript is spliced from 4 exons. The record is from RefSeq and is a predicted model, not a curated record.
GUGAGUAAGAUGGUGUCCGGUGCCUGCAGGUUUAUAUGUGACAGUUUCAAAGCACAAAAUCCUGGUCUUGUGACUGAAAAUUGUUCUGCAAAGGAAUCCAUUCAAAAGAAGUGUAAUGAAGUUCUGAGCAGAAGAUACAAAACAGAUGAUGCCUGCAGUAUGAUUUUUAUACUAUUAGCAUUCUUUGUUCCACAAAAAGGGCUUUCUGAAGAGGGAUUUGCAUUCUGUGUAGACACUUCUAUCUACUCUCUUCAACUGACAAUUGGAGAAGGAUCUUGUAACUUGAUCAUUUCUAAUCAAGGUGGACAAGUAGUAAUCACUGCUGGUUUACCAUGUUCAUCAUCAGUUAAUAUAAAAUCAAAUGGAUCUGGAAACAUGUUCUGCAUGGCAUGGAAUGAAACUGACCACAUCUACUUUAAACAUGGAGAGAACCUACUGCAGCUUGUCUGCAUUCCAGUAGCCAAUAUGUGCUGUGCAGACUUUGGCUUUGUAAAUGGUGCAGUUGGUCAGGAAAUGACUGUGUUUCAAGCAAAUUGUUCUGAUAUCUCCAUCAACAAUUACCUCUCAUUUACCCUAAAUGGGACUAAACAGACCUGCAAUGCUCCUGGGAACAGAAAUUACAGUCCUGACACUGCAGGUCCAGUGUGGUGUAUCAUUUAUUUAUUUAUUGCUUUAUUUUCUUCCUUCUAAGAGAACUUACGAGAGGUGCUAAUUUAAGGGAUGAGUAAACUAUACCCUGGGUACACCAUUAAGAAAAUAGAUCUAAGUUACUGCCUCUUUCUAACAGUGUUUUAAAGUGUCAACAGUUUUCUGCUCUAAAAUCUCACUGGGGAGGCACUCCACUUUCACCUCUACAUGUACAACAUUAAAUCAUUUAAGCCUCAUUUGCAAAUUAUAUUUUGAGGGGCCUAUCUACUAAUAUAUAUUUUGGGAGAAACUGCUUUACAUUUGAUUAAUAAUCCCAGCUAAAUGUCAUCAGCAUACAGAUUAAUCUGUUACAUAGUGUAAACAAAAAAAAGGGACAACAAAUGCAGCUACACACAAGUGAUGCCUACUGAAUUUGAUUAAGGAAAUUUCAGAAAGUUAUGUUUAUAUAUACCUUGACUUUAUGUAUUCAGAAAUUACUUUGAUUUUUCAGACGCUGACUUUAUGCAUUCAGACUUCAUUUAUUCAGGCUUUGACUUUAUAUAAAAUACUUUACAUGUUUAGAAUUUGACUUUGUACAAUCAAAAAUGACAUAUAUUUUAUGAUUUGUGAUAGGGAACUAGUUUGGAACUCCUAGAAUUGUUGGGGUAUCAACACCGGUAAUCCCCAUUUAAUAUUGACAUCAGAAAAUAAAAAGGGUGGACAAGGACACAAAUCUUAGUCUAGCUCAGGAGUGUCCUGUCUAGAAGGGGUAGAGAUGAUUCAGGAUGUCAUGGUCAGUGUUGAGUGCCCUUGCUGGGUGUCUUUUCUGUGAUGUUGGAAAAGAGAAGAUACCAUCAGCGACAGCACCCUCUCCCAUCCCCGAGUGGUACGGCUCACCUCAGUCAAGACCAAAAGAGGAUCCCUUGUUAAUAAUAAUAAUUCUUUACAUUUAUAUAGUGCUUUUCUCACUACUCAAAGCGCUCUCUACAUAGGGAGGACCUUGGA